Messenger RNA from Acomys russatus (golden spiny mouse), 941 nucleotides. RefSeq names its product IZUMO family member 4 (gene Izumo4). Bases 11 to 838 code for a protein of 275 amino acids. NCBI's taxonomy places the organism in Eukaryota, Metazoa, Chordata, Mammalia, Rodentia, Muridae. The record is from RefSeq and is a predicted model, not a curated record. Gene Ontology annotation, cellular component: nucleus. The transcript has 9 exons.
GGCGCGAGCGAUGCCGUUGGCUGGUGUGCCGCUGGAGGGCACGGCGCUGGCGGCGCUGAUGGCUGGGCACUGCCUGCCGGGCCAGGCCGUGGCCGUGCUGCUGUGCCUGGGCAUGACAGCAGCGCUGGUUCGGGGCUGCCUACAGUGCGACCCCAAUUUCUCGGAGAAGUUCUCUUUCUACAGCAACCACUUGAACCUCAAGUCCUGGUGGGUAGGUGACAUCCCCGUGUCCCGGGUGCUGCUCAGCGACUGGAGCGAGAACACGAUGAAGGAGCUACGUCUGUCCAUCCCCCCCGAGAUCACCCGGGAGAAGCUGGAUCAAGUGGCAACAGUCGUGUACCGGAAGAUGGACCAGCUGUACCAGGGGAAAAUGUACUACCCAGGGUAUUUACCCAAUGAGCUGCGGGACAUCUUCUGGGAGCAAGUGCGCCUCAUCAAGAACUCCAUCAUAGAGAGCCGAGUCAACUGUCAGCGUAACUGUGGCAUCACCCAGUUUGAGGCCAUCUCCUGCAUCAACUGCACAGACACGAAUGUUGUCUGCUUUGGCUAUGACUGCAAGACAUCAUCGCAGUGGCAUUCAGCUGUACAUGACCUUCUGAAUUACAUACAAGCCUGGACCAAACAUGCUCCCCAGCCUUCCAGGAAGCUGAGGCAGGAGGCUCUCAAACAGGCUAGCUGGGCAGCCAAGGAAGGGAGGCGGGAGGACAUGUGUGACCAAUGGGGCUUAGGGUACCUCCUCCUCCCCCAAAGCCUUUCACCGAGCUUAAGGUGUCUGGAACAGCAGCAUCUGGUCAACCUGACCUUGGAAAAUGCCUCUGAGUGUCUGACCCAGCACUGACAGAGGCUGCCUGCCCAAACCCCAUUGGGACCAGAACUCAACUGUGCCGUUGUAGCCUGCUCCUUUGGGAGAGGCUUGCAGUGGCCUGCCUUGGGUGGGUCAC